AUGAAUGUGGACCAGCAAGUGAUCAGCUACGAACUUUCCUUGCAGCCCUGGAAGUCUUUCAACUUCACUGUACCGACAGCUUCAGCUUACUGCCAGCAGCAGUUCUGCUUGAGAUGCAGCAAACCUGUCGAGUGGGACCCUCAAGGGCAUCAACAGUGCAGGGUGAGCGCUAUCAAGGCGAAUGGCACCAAGACGAUAACGAAGAUUGAGAUGUCCUCCUCCUUGUAUCAGUUUGACUCCCUUCUAUUCUGUUUGACCACACCGGGUAUCAACAUAUCGCAGAUGCAGUUCUCUGUCGAGAAAGUUGUAGAGGGAGGAACUUUGUUCAACACCGAAGGGAACUUCGGGGAGCUUUCAGAUUUUCUUUCGAAUGACGAAUUUUACGCGUCGUCGUUUCAAUAUAUGAGAUACGACAAUUUUUACGAAUCUUCGACGACUUCUUCCUUUGCACACAAGCUGGUGGAGCCUCGCGGCGGCGUGCCGAAUUGUGCACUCUUGUCAUCGACGAAGUGGAAAACAAACACAAGAUACGAGCUGACGAUAUCAAUUAGCGGCACAGCAUCCAAACUCGAGGAUUCCGAGUACAUACCUCAGAAUGGUGCUGGAUGGCUUUCCAUGUCCGUGAGAGGCGACAAGUUUGGAUCCAAAUGCGACAUUGCUGCGGAGCUCGUGAACAACAAUGGAUGCCAGUGGGGACUAGAUAACAAGACUGGUAACGUCUCCACGGACGGGAGAAUGCAUUUUUUGCCCUCUGGUAUGACGUUGAACGACUUGAUUCGAAAUCAGUCUUGUGUUGUAAAGCCUGGCAACCAGACUUCAGAACUCAUGAGUCAUCAGUAUUCAUGGACAAACUUGGGGUUGACAACUAGAGCGAAUCCUGCAAACGGCGUUCUAGAAUGUUGUCCACCAAAUUCGAUCUCUCAGCUCAUCGGCAACCAGGCGUGCGGAGCAGCUAUCUCACCGAACCCGAUAGAUGUGGACUUGACCAUUUCAGAUUUCUCGUUGCAACUUCCAGACAGACUCUGUAACAGGUUUGGAAGAAUCUACGAAAUCUUCAAACAGGGCUACUGUCCUUUGCCUUGCAUUCAAGACGGAAAUUUGGAUUUCACAAAGAUCCCCAAAGGAACUUUCGGACAGACCUGCAGCUGCAACAUCUCGAUCCUUGCAAACGAGUCGCAGUAUAAUGACGCUUACAUGGCGCGCGCCAUCAUGGAAGAUUUCAUGUGGCAGGCAAAGAGUCUCUACGACGAGCACAGCCUUGUCAGGGUCAAGAAGUACGUGCGUGAGAAGGGACUUGACAUCGACGCGCGGCGACCGGGUCAACCGACGCGGAGACGAGGGCUGGAGAAGAAGUGGAUCGACGGAAAGCCAGGGAAUGAGACUUUCCAGGACGCCUACAACAACUACAUCGACUUUAAGAUGCAAGACCCGUCUCAGCAUGUUGGUCUGGGCUUCCCUGCUCUGCGACCUGACAUGGUCACGAUGCAGGUGGUCGAAGAGCUGGGGCAAGUUGAAGACUUUGACACCUUAUACUAUGCCGAGCUGAAUGUCAGGAUGUUGGGCAUCUUAUUGGCAGAGGAGGCUUUCACACCUAUUAUUGGCCUCUUUAUGGCCACUCGCCGGGUGAGUUUUGAAAGCAGAAAGAAAUGA
Guillardia theta CCMP2712 is the source of this 1650-nucleotide messenger RNA. RefSeq lists its product as hypothetical. Bases 1 to 1650 code for a protein of 549 amino acids. The record is from RefSeq and is a predicted model, not a curated record. The transcript has 19 exons. NCBI's taxonomy places the organism in Eukaryota, Cryptophyceae, Pyrenomonadales, Geminigeraceae.